UUGGCAACCUCUCUACGAUUGAACUCCCGAAGUUUAGUGUACGUGUGACCUUUGAACCCCAUAGCCUGCUGCAUGACUGCUGAAUCUCAGACAAGUUUCCGACGAAUAACUCUUGACUCUGCCCAAUUCAAGGGAAAAAGAAACAGGAUUAUGAAUGACUCGGGUCAGGGUGCUGGAAGCACACCUUCUAUGGCUGAACAUGGAAAAUCUACAAGUGUAGCUGAACCAAUAUUCAACAUUAAAGACUUGUCUGAACUUGAAAAUGAGCUGUUAGAAGAAAACAUGUUUAUGUCUGAAGACAGUGGUUCAGAUCACAUAGCAACACCAUUCAAGUAUGUAGUGGCAGUUGGACGUGGAUGCAGCCAGACCCCCAACCCAAGGGAUAUUAGAUUACCACAAGCCUACUAUGAAAAUCUCAGACGCAAGAAUGUUGUCAGGGCCCAAGUCAACUCGGAGAAAUCUGCUGGCCGAGGAAGAAGAUUACAAGAUAUCGAAGCUGAUUUCCCAUUAUCAAUCCAUCCCAUCUACAACAACUCAAGGAGAGUCCACCAAAAUCAACAACCUCGGAGCUGCAGGACCCUGGAAAAGAACUUUCUAGGUGCCAACACACGAGGGCUCACUUCUGAAAUCAUGGAAGGAAAGGCUUGCCUCAUGGAGAGGUUCCUUGGGGAGCCUUUAGGUAGAGAGGCCUUUAAUCCGUUUGAAACCCCCCGGCAAGCACCACACUCAAUACGUUCAAUGCAGACUGCGCCAGGUUUGAAUUUCAACAGGAUGGACCAAUGGCCGGACAUUAAUGGCGGCGGUUGUCAAUCCGAUUGUGGUCAGAAGGGAGGGAGGUACGAUGAAGCGGAGACCCACACCUACCCAAAGAAGCCGCUUAGUCUGCAGGAUCUUAUGAAAACUAUCUCUUCUGCGUCAAGUUUCGAAAGCAGCUCGAGGAAAGAUGCAAGUGGAGGAUUAAGCAGCCCUGGAAGCAAGAAAUGGAGAAAGACGAAAAAGAGAAAAGAGCCUGCACAGCAGGAGAAGAAGGGAGUUGAGAUGAGUGAAGGAGCUGCUGUGCCUCUGUCUAGGGUUGAAGAUGGGAGUCAAGAAAGCCGCAAUCAACAAGGGACCAUACCCACAGGAGCCAAUCUGAUCCAGUUAGACAGCCUACCUGAGGACCUUACAGACGAUCACUUGAGAGCUUUUAUGUCUAGAAUUGGACCUGUAGUCGAUUGUCAUAUACUUCGAGACAAUGACACACAGAAAUGCAUUGGAAUUGCAUUUGUAAGGUUUGAGAAUAUUAAAGAUUGCCUGUCCGCUGUUUCCAGUUUGCAUCAAAAAGACUCGCCAUUUAAAGAUUCGUCCCAACAACUGGAGGUACUCAAGCUGGGUGUUUACAUGGUAUCAUAAAGAAACAACAACAGCAAAUGAAGUCAAGAAUAAGUAACUGUUGUGAUUGCAGAGCGCCCUCUGUUGGUGAACAUGUUAACAAGACAGCUGUUUGUUGACAAGUCUGCUGAAGUGAAGGUUUGUUUGAAAGUAUUUGUAUUAUUUCAAACAGUCCCGUUCUUUACAAGCUUGACAUUAUGUACUUUAUAAAAACCCAUACCCGUUUGACCAGGGGUCAAUUUCACAAAGAUUUAGGACUACAGUCUUAUCUCGAGUUACUCUUCCUAACUUAGGACUACCCUUAAGUUUGUAAUAUCUCCUAGGACUAGUUUACAAAUUGUACAAGCCCAUGUGUUGAGCUGGUGACUGCUGCAUUACAAUAACCAUUCACAAUUUACUGUUUUGCAAAUAAACACACCCCAACAAAUUGUAUACACCGUACAGUUUGAGAGAGCAUAUAAUUGUAGUUCUGGUAUAUUUUGCAAUGUUUUCCAUCUUCUGUUUAACUUAUACUGGAGUAUAAGCAAAGACAUUAGUAACUUAUGGUUCACCUCUCGUGUCCAUGUAGGUUGGCUUUUCAAUGCAUUUGUGUGCUCUAUUGCAAGUCCUGUUGUUAGGUCACACAAGUUAUUGGUUGAGCUGACAAAAUAGUCACAGGUGUUUUGUGUGAUCAACAAUAGAGCUAGAUCAAUCAUCAUUCAAACAACAAGCCCAGGCUUAAUCUGUUGUGUGAUAAAAGAGAAAAAAUUGUGAAAAGCCGGAUGCAAUUAUCAGCAUGACACUUGGGUUGCAAUGUUUUUUAAAGGUUUUUAGAUACAGUUAUUCUCAAAUUUGAGUUAAUUUCAGAGGAAAAUAUUUCACAAUUUUUUGUUGUAUGAGCUUCUUAUUUGAACCACAAAUAAACAAUGUACUUUUAUCCUUGCCAAUCCUGUAUAAUACCAUAGUAGCAGGCGCACAUAAUACCGUGAAAAAGUCAGGGUGUUAGCUAGCACCCGCUCAAAGAUACUUUACGAAAGAAUGAACGGGGUAUUUGAGAAACAAAAACAACCACUGAAGUAGAACAGAAGUGGAACAGAAACACACCUUUAUCUUGAAAAACAAAAAUCUUUAUUUAAAUUGUACAUAUUUUUAAAUCUUACAUUUAGUUCAUGUAAAGGUGUUGAUACUUCAACCAACAAAGUAUCUUCACAAAGUACUUCAUAUGUUUUUAACUUAACAACAUGCCUUGGUCAAGUUGCCAAUCAAACCCUCUCGAUAUAUUAUUAACUGAUUUUUUUAAAUCUUAGAAGUGUCAUAAAAAUUAAUAGGUCUUUUGUUAUGUUUUAUCAUUUCAAAUGUGAAAGCCUAAGUGUGUAAAGCCUCUUUCACACCAAAGCAAUUUAGCAAGGGUCCCUUGCUAAAUUGUAGCAUGGUUGUAAAAUUUUACAAAACCAUUUUUCUUUUGUCCAAGUUCUCUUGUAAAAUCUUGCUUUAACAUUGUACAUUUUACAAGCUAGAAAAAUGAAGCGAGGGACCCCUGCUAAAUUGAUAUCGUGUGAGUAGCAAUUAUGAGUUGCCAAAGUGCCCAGUUUAAUAUAAGCACUGAAAGAACAGCAAAACUACAUGUAUGCCUACCAGAAAAAGGUUACCAGCUAAUAUUAUAUACCAUUCUCAUAAGCAUCUGUAACUGGUAUCCUGGUUAUUGUUGCUCAGCAGAAAUUUGUAAAGCCAUAAUUCUGCUUGAAGCAGCUCUACAAAAUUGGGCCCAGCACUUCUUCGCUUAGGUUAUCGGAUGUAAAAUAACAACUGGUUUCCUCUGUAAGCCAUGGCAACCUGGGUCAUAAACAGGAACCCCCUUAGGUAAUACACAGGUAGUUGAGUCACUUUCCCAUGUUGUGUUUGCUCAGCCCCAGCUGAUCUAUCCAGGGUUCCCUCACUUACUUAAACCGGUGACCUGUACGCCUCAACAGGGCAUUGUUAGCACCUGUCUUCUAGAUGGGAACCAGUUUCAGAAAAAGCCACCAGCAAAAAUUAAUAUCAAGCAGUUAUUUACAUGGAACUAGUGAAUACUGGUGCACAUUACAUAGCACUUUUGCUGGUGACCUGUUUUUGCUGAGCAAGAUUAUUAAUAAUGCAAAGCAGAUUUCUAUGAUUAACAGCUUUAUGAAUUCUGAUCCUAUUUAUACAACCCACCUUUUUUAAAUUUUAUAAUGAACCUUUUUGCAGAAUUGUUUCAUUUAAGUUAAUUCAGUAGCUUCGUCAUUAAAUAAAGAUAUUAAAAGUUGUCAACAUUUUACAUAAACAGAAUGGGUGGUUAUUGAUUGAUUAUUGAAAAUCCACUGGUUGCUUGUGUGAGAUUUGAACCUUUUACCCCCCCCCCCAACCCAAUUAUAGUCAAAUUCUUGUGAUUCUUGUGGCGAUGUCUCAUAAAAAUAACCUAAAAUGCACCAUAUUGUUCAGAAAGCAAGCAAGUUAGUACAACACCUUUUAAAUGUAGGUAACAAUAAAUGUACAUAAACAUCAGGGAUGUCCACUUGUUCCAACAGUAGGUCAAAUAAAAAACCUGCAGAGUCAUCUUUAUACAUUUUUACAAUUAUGUAAAGAACUAUUUACAGUUUACAUCACACCACCCACUCACUUUAGAUAAGUCAUUUAUAAUCCAAGCUUUAACGAGGAUUAUCAGUGACAAUUUGCUGACCCCGGAGUUCUUAACUUAAUCUUAAAUUCUUGAGAUUAGUUGCCAAAUCUAAGCACCAGUCCAAACAGACAUAAGCAUUUUUUUUAUUAAUAGCACAAAUCAUGAAAGGUUAACUCCAGACCAUUAUUCUUUGCCAGUUUGAAAUGUCUGUUUUUGAUUUAGUGGUGUUUUGUUUUUGCGAGGGUAUUUUGCCCUUUGCCUCAGUUUAAAGCUCUUUGAGUUUAUGACCGACUCCAGUAAAGACCAAACUUCCACUAGGAUGGUGUGUUGUAUUACGUUACCACAACAACAAACAACAGUAUUUUUAAUACAAUAAAUCUUAAUAUAUUUAUAUACAAUAUUACAUAUAUUCAAAUGAAAGAAGAAAAUAUACCUUUUUAAUAUAAAUACACUUUGGUUUGCUUACAUCAAUAAGAGAGGUUUUUAUCUGAAACAAUUCCCCGUGGUUAGUUAGUCUAUCGUGCAUCAUUCUUUACCUCUGUAAACAGUUCCGGCAAGUACAAAGAACGAGUUUACCGCACUGUUCACCUAAAGAAAGUUGUGCUACACAUGUG
Asterias rubens (European starfish) is the source of this 4602-nucleotide messenger RNA. RefSeq lists its product as uncharacterized. Gene Ontology annotation, cellular component: ribonucleoprotein complex. Lineage: Eukaryota; Metazoa; Echinodermata; Asteroidea; Forcipulatida; Asteriidae. The transcript has 7 exons. Gene Ontology annotation, molecular function: RNA binding. The coding region runs from base 73 to 1392 and encodes 439 amino acids. The record is from RefSeq and is a predicted model, not a curated record.